AAGACCAAGGAGUGGCUGCGUCAGGACUCUCUGGGUCUUCGCCACACCUGUGUGGCUGAGAACCUGUGGAGGUGGCGUGGGCGAGGCUGUGCUUGUUCUCUUCCUCAGCGGCCCUGCUGUUGGCCAGUCAGUGUCGCCUCUGCAUAGAUAUCAAGCCCUCAGGCUGUAGCCUGGUGGCCUGCUAUAGUCAUGACUCAGUGGCUGCCAGCCUCCUGUCUGGUCCCUCUCCUUCUCCUUCUGGCUGGCUUGGUGCAGCCAGACCCCACGCCGCAGAAGAUGAAGAUGGACUGUUACAAAGACGUGAAAGGCACCAUCUUCAGUCACGAGGCCAUCACCCUCCCCAGGAGGAAGCGUGUCCAGUUCUCACAGUACGCAGGCAAGCACGUCCUCUUCGUCAAUGUGGCCACCUAUUGCGGCCUGACUGCCCAGUAUCCUGAGCUGAAUGCGCUCCAGGAAGAGCUGAAGCCCUUUGGCCUGGUGGUACUGGGUUUUCCCUGCAACCAGUUUGGAAAGCAGGAGCCAGGAGACAAUAGCGAGAUCCUGCCUGGGCUUAAGCACAUCCGUCCAGGGGGAGGAUUUGUACCUAAUUUCCAGCUUUUUGAGAAAGGGGACGUGAAUGGUGAAAAGGAACAGAAAAUCUUCACCUUCCUGAAGCGCUCCUGUCCUCACCCCUCUGAACUUUUGGGCUCAUUCAAACAUAUCUCCUGGGAUCCUAUCAGAGUCCACGACAUCCGCUGGAACUUUGAGAAGUUCCUGGUGGGGCCAGACGGAAUCCCUGUCAUGCGCUGGUUCCACCAGACUCCAGUCAACAUGGUGAAGUCUGACAUCCUCGAGUACCUCAAGAGGUUCCAAAGCAAACAGGGAGGCUGAGCUUUCCUCAUCACCUGGUCUCCAGUGGACUCGGGUCAUGGCUUCUGGAUUUUAUCUUUUGAAGGACAAGAUUCCCCUCUCAGCCCACUCCUCAGCUUCACAGCCUCCCUUCAGUCUCCAAUAAAAUGU
Fukomys damarensis (Damara mole-rat) is the source of this 999-nucleotide messenger RNA. RefSeq names its product glutathione peroxidase 5 (gene Gpx5). Bases 190 to 870 code for a protein of 226 amino acids. Gene Ontology annotation, biological process: response to oxidative stress. Gene Ontology annotation, molecular function: glutathione peroxidase activity. Lineage: Eukaryota; Metazoa; Chordata; Mammalia; Rodentia; Bathyergidae. The record is from RefSeq and is a predicted model, not a curated record. The transcript is spliced from 6 exons.